AAAUAUAAAAAAUUCUUUGGGCCUAAAUGUGAAAUGUAUGGCUCCUCUAUUCUUCUCCAGUUAUUUAAAUAACUACUUUUCUUUUCUGAUCAAUUUUCAUUUUCUUUCGUUUUGAUUUCCUCUUUGGCCGCACCAAAAAAAGAAAAAGGAAAAUAAUAAACACAAAGGAUCAGAAAAAGAAGGUCGAUCUGGUUUAGUUUCUUCGCAUUUUAUUCGAAUGAAGGCUGAAUCUGACGGGCAAGACGAGAUGGCUGGUGGUGUUGCAGCCGAAGGAGGCGGAGGCGGUGGAGAGGGAAGCACGUCAAGUGAAGCGACUAUAAAUGCCGCCGAAAGGUAUAUGAAGGAAGUGAUGGAGACGUUUGGGGAUCAAGAAGAGAAGUUGGUGAUGUUUCGUGAAAUCAUGAAUGAUUUCAGGACUGAGAGGACUGACAUAGCUGGUGUGGUUGGGCGAGUGAAAGAGUUAUUCAAAGGCCAUAACAACUUAAUUGAGGGAUUUAAUUUCUUUUUGCCAAAGGGAUAUGAAAUUACCGUCGACAAACAUCAGCCUCCUCCGGAAACAUUGGAUUUUAUAAGGCUAGUAAAGGAACGUGAUGAGAGUGUUUAUAGACGAUUUAUGGAUGUGAUAUUUAGGUACCAGAGGGAGCACAUGGACAUAAUUAAGCUCUGUAGGGAGGUUGGUGCUCUUUUCUCGGAGGACUAUCCAGAUCUGUUUGUGAAGUUCAUAAGAUUUCUACCACCUACUUGAGCCUUAUCUUCUUUUUUUAUUUUUUUAGGUUGUUAAUUGCACCCUGAGUUGAUCCACCAUAUUUGUAUUUGGUGCCUGAGAUAAAACUCCAUUCCCACAAAU
This is a messenger RNA of Gossypium arboreum, 847 nucleotides long. Its product is annotated as paired amphipathic helix protein Sin3-like 2. NCBI's taxonomy places the organism in Eukaryota, Viridiplantae, Streptophyta, Magnoliopsida, Malvales, Malvaceae. The transcript is spliced from 6 exons. Gene Ontology annotation, cellular component: chromatin; histone deacetylase complex. The record is from RefSeq and is a predicted model, not a curated record. Gene Ontology annotation, molecular function: transcription corepressor activity. The coding region runs from base 218 to 745 and encodes 175 amino acids. Gene Ontology annotation, biological process: negative regulation of transcription by RNA polymerase II.